GGCGGUGGGCGGGGCGGAACUACGCGUCCCAGGAGGUAACGCGACGCCCGGUGGGGCGGGAGCGGCUGGGGCUGGAUGGGGGCGUUGGUGAGGUUCGGUAAGGGAGAAGUCACUGCCGAGCGAGGGUCUUUUCUUGCCUUUGUUGUGGUUUCUUUUUCCUGUCACCUCAUAUUUUUCAAAAAAGAGCCUUGGCAACAGCCGGGAGUAAAAUAAUUAAAAGAGCUGUGGCGGUAGGGUUUACUUCAGGAUUGUGUAUUGGCGAACGUAGGAAACGCUUAUCAAAUGGGCACCUCAGGAGGAGCCUGUGGUGUAGCCUAAGUGAGCAUAUCAGCAGAAGGGAGGAAAAACAGCCCUUGCAGAUGGAGUGCAGUGACCUUCAAAACUUGAACACAAAGUGAAAACAGUCCCUGGGAUAUUCCCAUCGAGCAGCCAGUCCGCAGGGCUGUUAUCCAGGCCCAGUGCCGGGUGGGCUGGUUCUGCUGAUCCCUUCCUUCCUUUCUGCAGGAAACAAGCGUAUGGGGGGAUGUCGAGUUCCAUUUCAGCUAAGUCAGCUCCCUGCUCUGAGCCAGCCCCGGGCACGGCGCUGGGGCUGACGGAGAGGGGGAGACGUGCGGGCAAGGGCAGGGCAAAGUCAACAAGAUGUGAGCUGUGUGACCUGGCACCGUUACGUCACACCUCUCACAAUUCAAAUCCAAAACUCAAAGCUGCAGUUGAGCACAGAACCGGCCACCUGCGCACCACAGAGGGACUGAGGGAUCCACAGGCUCCAGGAGCCACGCUUGGGCUGCUCUCAGCUACCAGCCACCAGCAGCUCCUUCACUGACAGUCUGGCAUCUUCAGUUGGCAUUCCUUUCACCAUGGCACAGCUUCUCCACAGCUUGCAUCAUUCUGUCACUAGGAGCAUCAUUCUGUCACUGCCUGCAGCUCUCAAGGCAGACCAAUCUCUUAUUUUCCUGUUCCUCCUACAAAAGACUUCUGCAACCAGGCUGCUGUCAUUGCUCAUAGUGUGUGCAGGCCUGGGCUGCACCACACAGCUGCUUCCUCUAGGCCUUUGGCACCCAUGUGAACAAAAUAUCUACCAAAGUCAUCACUACCUGUAAUAAAUGUGAGUCUUUGCUUCUCUGAGCACUCAGGGCCUCCACCCAUCGUAUCUGGUGGUUUCAAUGAAAAUAACACUGCCAGUGCCUUUUAAGUUUUCUUUUUUUCUUCUUCUUCUCUCUCUCUCUUUUUUUUUAAUUAGCUCCCACUUCAGCUUCCUGUCCUGUUCUGUUGCCACUCGUUAUGGUCUCCCAGCUUUCCUGUGCACAGGCAUGUCACGAAUGCUUGCUUUAUUUCCAUCUAGAUCUUGAUCUGCAGAGGUUGGAUGUGCCUCGUUUUUCCCAUGGCUAUGGAUUCUGAAUCAAAGGACAGCUUAAUAGGAAGCUUUCUUCAGCCUCCAGCUAAAAUGAUUCCUGCACCCUUUGUUUGUGGAGAACCAAAGAAGUUGGCAGCUGCUGGUGACAAUGGGCCUUCUAUCUGCUAUAACCAAAAUGUGGUGGCAGCCCUGAGAACUCUUCAAGAAAAGAUCCACCGUCUGGAGCUGGAGAGGCCACAUGCUGAGGAGAAUCUGUACAGCCUUUCUGUAGCAGCUGCUCAGUAUAAGAAGGCCUUAGAGCAUGAGUCCUUCAAAAAUGACACAGCACAUCACAAACUGAUGCAACAGAGGAAAGAUGUAAGCGUGAAGUUAAAAGCAGCACAGUCCCGCUGCUCCCUGCUGGAGAAACAGCUGGAUUACAUGAGGAAAAUGGUUGAGAGUGCAGAGCUGGAAAAUAAAAUGAUUUUACAACAACAGCUUUACUCUGGCUUAUGUUUUCUGACCCAUCUUCAGAAAGAGAAAAACCAGAACCAGAUGGAACUGCAUGCAAAACUUGAAAAACUUGACGUGCUAGAAGAAGAGUGUCUUAAACUUACUGCUACUCAGAGAAUUGCAGAGGACAAAAUCAAACACUUAGAAGAAAAACUUUGUAAAGAAGAGCAUCACUACAAGCUAAUACAAGGCAAAGCUGCUCAGCUUCAGACAGAAUUUGAGAUAAACAGAAUUUUGAUGUCUUCAGAUUCAUCUAAAAGUGAACUCAAAAAGAGAAGCAGGAAGAAAAAAAUCCCUAAGAAGAAAAAUCCUAUAACGAAGGAAAUGCAUCUUCCACAAUUUCAUGUAAAGGCAGGUGUGCUACCUUUUGUGGUUGGGAAGACAACUUACUCGUUCUUCUUUAAGUCUGUCAGCUCCAGCCAUUCUCUUAGUGCGAAUGUACAAAGUAUGUUGCAUAUUAUGAAGCAUCGCAAUCCACAUAUCUCCUCACAAAGACAAAUUCAAAGUACAUCUGGAAUUUCAGGACAAACAACUCUUUCAAAAUCUGUAACCUCAUCAUCUACUGUCACCAGAAGACCUUCUGACCUUCUCUUGGGAAUACAAGAUGAGCUGAGCCAAAUGAGGUUUGAACAUCAAGAACUUCUGAAGCAGAUCCAGGAGACUCAGGAGUCUAAAAUUCAUGAAGAUCUAGAACAGAGGCUGAAUUGCCUUGUAAAACAAAUGGACAGUAAAAGAGAACAAAUAUCCAAGUUGAAAAAACACCAGAAUAGUGUGCAGAAAUUAAAACGAAAGACUCAGAAACUGAAGAAAGAGGCAGCUCGUGUCAAACCAAAAUAUGGUAACCAAAAGGAAGUAAAGGAGAUUGCAGUCACUGUAAGGGAAAGUAUGUCCAAAUCUCAUGCUGGGCAGAAAAGCAGAAGCUCCCUUCAGCUGCUAAAAAAUGUACAGAAGCUUCAGUCAAUACUGAAAAAAGAUGACAUCGUGUGGGAACAGUAGUUCUAAAAUUAAAGUUUUUGAAGUUGUCUGACAGCUAGUAAAUCUUGAAUUUCACAAAGUAGCUUUUAAAAAUAAAAUAAAUAUGGCAUUUCUCAUUCUAAA
Molecule: messenger RNA, 2944 nt
Organism: Gallus gallus (chicken)
Lineage: Eukaryota; Metazoa; Chordata; Aves; Galliformes; Phasianidae
Gene: CEP57L1
Product: centrosomal protein 57kDa-like 1
Exons: 11
Coding region: 1364-2842 (492 amino acids)
Cellular component (GO): centrosome
Molecular function (GO): microtubule binding; gamma-tubulin binding; identical protein binding
Source: RefSeq, a predicted model, not a curated record